Mandrillus leucophaeus (drill) is the source of this 477-nucleotide messenger RNA. RefSeq names its product forkhead box protein B2. Gene Ontology annotation, molecular function: DNA-binding transcription factor activity, RNA polymerase II-specific; RNA polymerase II cis-regulatory region sequence-specific DNA binding. Lineage: Eukaryota; Metazoa; Chordata; Mammalia; Primates; Cercopithecidae. The record is from RefSeq and is a predicted model, not a curated record. The annotation marks the transcript as partial. Gene Ontology annotation, biological process: anatomical structure morphogenesis; regulation of transcription by RNA polymerase II; cell differentiation. The transcript has a single exon.
AUGCCGCGGCCGGGGAAGAACUCGUACAGCGACCAAAAGCCGCCCUACUCUUACAUCUCGCUGACCGCCAUGGCAAUCCAGCACUCGGCAGAGAAGAUGCUGCCUCUGAGCGACAUCUACAAGUUUAUCAUGGAGCGCUUCCCCUACUACCGCGAGCACACACAGCGCUGGCAGAACAGCCUGCGCCACAACCUCUCCUUCAACGACUGCUUCAUCAAGAUUCCGCGGCGCCCCGACCAGCCUGGCAAGGGUAGUUUCUGGGCGCUGCACCCCGACUGCGGUGACAUGUUCGAGAACGGCAGCUUCCUGCGGCGUCGCAAGCGCUUCAAGGUGCUGCGCGCCGACCAUACUCACCUGCACGCGGGAAGCACCAAGGGCGCGCCAGGCGCCGGGCCGGGAGGGCACCUUCACCCCCAUCACCACCACCACCCCCAUCACCACCAUCAUCACCACGCUGCCGCGCACCACCACCAUCAC